Clunio marinus is the source of this 2202-nucleotide messenger RNA. Lineage: Eukaryota; Metazoa; Arthropoda; Insecta; Diptera; Chironomidae. The record is from the annotation of a GenBank genome assembly.
AUAGUUGAAACUAAAACAAAACAAAACUUCACGUUUCCGCCUAAAAUUCUAAAUACUAAAAAUAAUUAAAAACAUUAAAAUAUCAAAAUAAAUAUACCAUUCUCUGUUACAAAAGUCUAAUAAAACAUGUCAGGCAAUGAAGAAAAUGUUUGUGUGGUCGCAGAUAAAUUAAGUGAAAUGUGUGGAUUAACAGGAAAAUUCAUAACUAAUGAACUUAUAUCAGUUCAUGGGUUUCAACCUGUUUUAAGCACAUCACGAGAUGUUCCAACAAAAUUCGCAAACACUUCUGAAGUUAAUGUUUUUCACAUUUCACAAGCUUUUGCUCUCGACGAUUCAGUUUUGCGUGGACUCGUAUCUGAAUCCAGCAGCAUAUUUUAUAAUUUACAAACAGCAAAAGACAAAACCAGUGAAUUUUAUCUUCAUACAUCUCGAAGUUAUCGUUCGGCCAUACGUGCAACAUUAAAUAAGCUUCGUGAAGCAAUCGACGACGAAGACUCAAAUUCGGAUGAUGUGAAGAAAUACGAAAACUUUGUCACAAUUUUUUACUCAAUUGAAUGUUCAUGGCAUCUUUGUGAGUUUCUUCUUAUCGAUUCAUCAUCAAUAUCUACAGUACCAAAUCUCUUGGAAUGGACAAAAUUUCAUUUUCCAUCUCCAAGUCAAAAUGCAGCUGAAAUGCUCAUCAAUCUUGAUCGUGAUGUUGAUGUCAGAUCCAACUAUUGGGUAACUGUUAAAGGAUUAAUUCUUCAAGGACAAAUCGACAUUGCUCGAGCUCUUCUCAAACUUCAUUCAUCUUCAGAAACGAUGACAUUUCAACUCGCUGAAAAGGAUCUUCAAUCUAUGCCAAUUUUUAGUUCUCACGGUGGAUUGUCAUUACAGAAAUUCCGAUCUCAAUGGUCUUAUUGGUCAACAACAUUAAUUUCAAAAAUAGAUUCUGGAUUAUAUUCAACCGAACCUGAUCUUGAAGAUAUAAUGAAACUCAUAACUGGUGACAAAGCAACAUGGAUGGAAGUUUGUAAAGAUUCCAAUUGUUGGUACGAGCAUUUCGCUGGGUUUUUAUUCUUCACACAACCAUCAGCAAAGUAUUUUGAACUUGGAGCAUCAGUUAAUUCAUGGUUGAGUCAAUGGGCAAGCAGUAAAGGAUCCAGUGGAUUUACAAACUUAAAUCAUCUCGAAAGAAUGGUUCUUGCUGUUCUGAAGAACGACAUGGCUGAAUUUAUUCAUUCGAUUCAAGACAUUGCUGACAAUAAAUGGUUUGUUGUUCAUUUGACUGAUUUGUUAGUUCACUGCGAUCAACUCAGAAUGAGUAAUGAAGGUGACAAUACGUCUUUGGUUAUUGCACUUCGUGAAAAUCUCAUCUACGAUUAUGGAGCGAUGUUAAUGUCUCGUGGAUCCUUGUGGGAAAUUGGAAUGGAUUAUUUGGAAUUUUCAUCAUCUGAAGGUCUUGGAGCUCGUGAAAUUCUUCUACAACGUAUUCCAAUCAAAAAUGAUCUUCAGGCGACGAAUGUCAUCGCUGUCGCUCGACGACAUGGCUUAGCAGCGAUCGAACAAGAUAUUUGUCGUGUUAUGGUGAAACGUUCAAUGUCUUUGCAUAAUUAUGGAAAUGCUCUUGAGUGGGCGAUUCGUUCACGUGACAAUAUUUAUGUGACAAAAGUGGCGAAUGUUUUUCUCUUUCAUUAUUGCAAAACUGGUAAAAUGCUUCACAAAGAUUUACUCGCUCAUGUUGGUGCCAAAAUGUUCAUCUCACCUCGUUUAUUGUUUCUUGUGAAGUAUUUCGAUUUUCAUCGUUACUUCAGUUCUCGAGCACUUGCACAAGCAGCAGAGUUACUGGUGAAUCUUUUGGAUUCGAAAAUUAUUCCAGAAUUCUUUUGGCCAUCACUCUUAGCUGAUGCAAUUCCUUUGCUUGAACACAACGAGCCAAUCAUUCCAUCGAAGGAAACUUACAUUAUCAUGCAUCAUUUGGAAAGUAAUUUAAUUCCUUUUAUUGAGAAGAAGAACCGACAAAGGGAGAAUAUUAACACUGAUCAUGGAGAUGAUAUUGAGUUGAAUUUAAUUGACGGAUAUCCCGAUGACUUAGUUCAACUUUUGAGAUUGGCGUGUGCUAGAAAUCUAUCUCGAGCAAUGAUUAUUGAAAACACAUUAAUUCAUUAACAUUUUUUUUGUUCUUUACUUUGUCAAUAAACUUGAUGUCAACUACCAAAAAAA